Molecule: messenger RNA, 752 nt
Organism: Acanthopagrus latus (yellowfin seabream)
Lineage: Eukaryota; Metazoa; Chordata; Actinopteri; Spariformes; Sparidae
Gene: sdhc
Product: succinate dehydrogenase complex, subunit C, integral membrane protein
Exons: 6
Coding region: 82-591 (169 amino acids)
Biological process (GO): tricarboxylic acid cycle; mitochondrial electron transport, succinate to ubiquinone
Cellular component (GO): membrane
Molecular function (GO): electron transfer activity; succinate dehydrogenase activity
Source: RefSeq, a predicted model, not a curated record
CAAACAAGCCCUCAAGGUUUUAAAUAACAAGGCAGAACAACAACAUCCGGGAACGUCAUUUCCGCUCAGUACUAGUCAAACAUGGCGCUGCUUCUAAGGACGUUGGCCCGCCAGGGUGUCUCUGUCACCCGACCACACUACAGUGUCCUCUACAGACAUGCUGCUCCAAUGGGAACCACAGCUAAGGAGGAGAUGAACAAGUUUUGGUCCAAAAAUGCCAGACUGAACAGACCCAUGUCUCCCCAUCUCACCAUUUACAAGUGGUCCGUACCCAUGAUGAUGUCAGUCACACACAGAGGAACUGGAGUGGGGCUUAGUGGAGCCAUCUCCGCCUUUGCCCUGGCAGCGCUGAUAUUACCAGGAAAUUACCCGUACUACUUGGACUUGAUCCACUCGCUAUCCAUCGGGCCCUUUCUCAUUGGGCUUGCCAAGUUCGGAAUCACCUUUCCCGUAUCGUACCACACCUACAAUGGCAUCCGCCACUUGUGGUGGGACAUUGGCAAAGGCUUCAAAAUCCCAGAGGUCUACCGCACCGGCUACACAGUUAUUGGUCUGUCCAUCAUCACGUCCAUAGCUUUGGCUGCUAUCUGAGCACGGAGACGAGGAGAGAUGAGCAGAAGCGACAGCAGAGGAGCGAGCUGGCGGGAUCGUGGACUGGAUUCACUGUGGGAGUUUUGUGUAUAUGUUCUGUUCAGGCCUACUGCAGGCCCCGUGUCAUCAAAGUAUUAAAUAAAAAAAUAUAUCAUGCUGUA